Molecule: messenger RNA, 1814 nt
Organism: Striga asiatica
Lineage: Eukaryota; Viridiplantae; Streptophyta; Magnoliopsida; Lamiales; Orobanchaceae
Source: the annotation of a GenBank genome assembly
CUGCUUUCCACUCUAUCCGACUUGGCUUGUCACCCACUGAUUUGUAUAUCCGGUUCAUCCUCUCACCGUCGACCAUUUUAUACACCUGAGAUCUGUCUCUUUCUAAAACCUCCAUAGCUUCUCUCCUAGACCGAGAUUUCAAUUUUUGAUGACUGAAAAUCCCUCAAUUCCCACAAAAAAUCUAAGUUGAUUGACGUCACAGAAAUGUCCACAUUUCUCCAUCAAAGGCCACUUCACAGCCCCUCAUUUGAUUCUCGAGAGCUAUCACCUCGAUCCCGCCACCAGAAGCCCUCCGCCUCUCUCCUCAGCCGCAUCCCCGCCGCCCUCGUCCUCCUCCUCUCCCUGCUAAUAGUCCUCGGCGUGGUUUUCCCCUACGUGCGGUCCCCCAGUUCCCUGCUUUCGCUCAGUUUCUGGAAUUCCGAUUCCAAGUGGCGGACGUAUACUCUCCCUGAUGCGGCCGCUUAUGUGGCGAAGAACAACACGCUGAUCGUGUGUGCCGUGAGCGAGGCUUACUUGCCGUUUCUGAACAACUGGCUAAUCAGCAUCGCGCGUCAGAAGCAGCAGGACAAGGUUUUGGUGAUUGCAGAGGAUUACGCCACGCUUGAUAAGGUGAACGAGCGGUGGCCGGGUCACGCGGUUUUGGUGCCUCCUGCUCUGGAAGCGGCAGCAGCUCAUAAGUUUGGGUCUCAGAGUGAUAUUCAACUUGAUGAAGGGUCCAUUGAGAUAGAAAUAAAGGGCCAUUCCAGAAGGCCUCGCCAUCUCCUGCAAAUUCUGGAGCUGGGCUAUAAUGUUAUGUACAAUGAUGUAGAUAUGGUCUGGUUGGCAGAUCCCUUUCCUUACCUGGAAGGCGAGCACGAUGUAUAUUUCACUGAUGACAUGGCUUAUGUGAAACCUCUUGAUCAUUCUCACGAGUUGCCACCUCCAGGGAAAAAAGGGCGUACAUACAUUUGUAGCUGCAUGAUUUAUUUGCGUCCCACCUAUGGAGCAAAAUUACUUAUGAACAAGUGGAUUGAAGAACUGCAGGCCCAACCUUGGUCUAGAGCAAAGAAAGCCAACGACCAGCCUGCAUUUAAUUGGGCACUGAAUAAAACUGCUGGACAGGUGGAUGUGUACCUUCUACCUCAAAAGGCAUUCCCCACAGGUGGUUUAUACUUCAAGAACAAAACAUGGGUAAAGGAAACCCAGGGAAUGCAAGUUAUCAUUCACAAUAACUACAUAAUUGGUUUCGAAAAGAAGACUAAGAGAUUUCGCGAGUACGGUCUCUGGUUGGCGGAUGAUUACGCCUCUGAGUCCCCACUUGGCCGAUUGUAGUCAUUUGGAUGAGCCUUUAUUCAACAACAAAAAACAUUUUUCCACACAACAGUCGAGCAUUUUCUGACAAAAUCAACAAUUCUGGCUUGUUUGUGACUUAAGGCUUGAGAACGAUGUGGAUGGGCAUAGAUAGGCCGAGUAUACGGUGCAUAAAUUAUGAGGUCAAAGUUGAUAUAGAUAGCCGAAUUUUGUUAGUUUGCUUUUAUUGUAUAAUACGGGUUCUUCUUCAGCAACUCAACUGGGAAAUUGCAUAAUGUACAUGAUGCAACUAUGAGAUAACUUUAGCAUCAUCCACUGUUCUAACAUUUUUCCUUUUGCGGCAUUUGAGGGCUUAUGCUAGCGGUUUAUUAAAUUCUUCAUUUUGCUUGCAUACGAUGGGUGAUCUGCCCUCAGAUUUAUCCUUCAUGUAGAAAUAUUGCGACUAGCCUUUUGUGUUCACUUUGCUAUUAGCUCUCAACAGUUCAAUAUAUCAGAUGGGUUUGAGUGUUUCUGGAGUUUCAACU